Candidozyma duobushaemuli is the source of this 2256-nucleotide messenger RNA. It is a transcript of the gene SNF5, whose product is annotated as Snf5p. NCBI's taxonomy places the organism in Eukaryota, Fungi, Ascomycota, Pichiomycetes, Serinales, Metschnikowiaceae. Gene Ontology annotation, molecular function: transcription coregulator activity. Gene Ontology annotation, cellular component: nuclear chromosome; SWI/SNF complex; nucleus. Gene Ontology annotation, biological process: regulation of transcription by RNA polymerase II; chromatin remodeling. The coding region runs from base 1 to 2256 and encodes 751 amino acids. The transcript has 2 exons. The record is from RefSeq and is a predicted model, not a curated record.
AUGAACUUCAACAAGGGCGCCGGCAACCCCGGCCAAGGAGCCCAGCAGUUUGCAGGACGCCAGCGGCCCAAUGCCAUGCUCCCUCCCCAAUUCCAGCAUUUCACGCCUCAGCAGCUUCAGGAGCUUGAAAACAACCCUCAGUUCCAAAACACCAUGCGCCAGUUUUACCAGAACAAAAUGUUGCAGCAACAGCAGGCGUUGCUCAGACAGCAACAGCAGGCUGGAAUGGGCCAGGGAAUGGGCCAGAUGGCAGGACAACCUAAUCAGAACCUAGCACAAACUCCCAACCAGAGGAUGAUGAACAGAAACAUACCGUCAGGCUACAUGCCACAAAACCAGCAAGCACAACAACAACUCCAGGCUCAGCGUGCAGGCCACCAGGGUCACGUUCAAAUGGGCGGAAAUGGUAUGCCUGGAGGUAUGAACAACCCAGCUGCUGCUGCGGCAGCAGCAGCGGUAGCGGCGGCUUCUCUGUCCAACUACAACAACGUGCAGAAAUUCGGAGGCCAGUUUCCUCCACAGGGCGCCAGUGCUCCCGGACAAAUGCCUAUGGGAGGUCAGCCUGGUCAAGCCAGAAAUAGCUUGUACGGCGCCAUGGGCGGAAUCCCUGACCCUUCUUCGGCAGCUGCCAUGGGCGGGAACCCGGCUGCCUCAUCUAUGAACAGCAUACUGACGAUUCCUGGGCCCAUUGCUGGUGCUGUGCCUACUGGAGGUGCAUCUAGACCUCAACAAAGCUCAAGAACACUGCGCUUCGGCAACACAGAGGAGCCCGAGUAUCCUCCUGGAUUUGGCCCCGAUUCCUUGGUCAAGCUUCCUUUGAAACAGCUCGCAUCGCUCGACGAGUGGUCUCAAAAACUAGCUGAGGAGGGCAAAGAGAUACCUCUCGAUAUCAAGAUCUACGAGGCCAUCAUCAAGAAAGACAGCUCCUAUCUCCGUGACUUGCAGCAACAAUCCAAAAAGAACAAGACAAUGAUCGAGAAAAUGGCUCGUGACAUUAAAACAUACAACACCAUCAAACAGCUUCGAAUGAACGCGAUCAACGCCUCCGACAAAAACCAAUACAACAACAGUAUCUGGGGUGAGGGCUACCUGGGCUACGGUAACGGAAUUAGCAACACCGCCACGCAGGUGAUCUUGCCUCAGAACAACAAGCCAUUUUCCCGUGUGCCCGACAUCGGCUACACUGAGAAGCAACUAAAUGAGGCCGUUUUGCGAGGUUUGAAGACAGGCAAAAACAAGCCAUUGGUCCCCAUUCGUCUAGAUUUCGACCAGGAGAGAGACAGGUUCAAGCUUCGAGACACAUUCUUGUGGGACUUGAGCGAUGAAACGUACAGAAUCGAGAACUUUGUCCGCACGCUUAUCGAGGACUACAAGUUCAUUCCAGACCAGCAUUUCCAUUCCAUCAUGAACACCGUCAACGAGCAAAUCAAGGAUUUUAAACCCAUUGUCGAUAACCCUAUGGGCGAGUUGCGGGUUCCUAUCAAAAUUGACCUUGUCAUCAACAACACACAAUUCACGGAUCAGUUCGAGUGGGACAUCUUGAGUCUCAGCGAGAACGAUCCCGAGGAGUUUGCGACUAUUCUUUGUGAUGAAAUGAGCUUACCUGGCGAGUUUGUCACCGCCAUUGCAUUCAGUAUUCGUGAGCAAGCGCAGCUUUUCCACAAGGCGUUGUUCCUCGUGGGCUACAGCUUUGAUGGUUCGCUUGUUCGGGAAGAUGAGAUUCGCUCUCACCUACUUCCACCUCUACGUGUGCUCACUAAUAGCGAAGCAGGAGAGCAGGUGGAAGAUUUCAUCACCACGUUGCGUAAUCCAGCUGCUGUAUCUGACUUCUCGCCUGCUUUGAACAAACUCACACAGCUGGAGGUGGAGAAGAUUGAUAAGGAGAUGGAGAGAGAGUCUCGUCGCCGUAGACGUCACAACAACGACUUCAGUUACAAUGAGAACGGACCAAACAUGGGCGUGAACAGGGGAACUGCUUCCAGAAGAAGCGGGCUUCAUAUUGGAAGAGGUGUCAAGACGACGCUACCCGAUCUCUCAGAGAUUCCCAAGAUGUUCCGCACGCCUAUGCCCUCGAGUAUCUUGCCUGGUGGUAUUGAUCUUGGCGUGCCUGAGAUUUACGGCUACAAUGAGCUCAUUGUCAACCGUACUCAGAUCAGAAACCCAGAUUACAAGCCUCCGAACGCUGAGCUUGUGACUUAUGCUCGUGACGGAGGUUCUUUCUUCGUAAAGAUCAAGAUGCCUCGCAGAUACCAUUAA